GCCGAAAAAACCUUUGUAGUUGACAGGCAAACAUGUCUUACGAAGAAGAGACCUCACAGGCUGCCAUCAACCGUGAAUUAUUCAGCGAAUCCGAGGAUGGAAUCUCUGACCUCGAUGAUGACAAUCAAGACAAUGAUCUUGGUAAUGAAGCCGGUAACACCGACACCACCAAACCGUAUGAUAAUGACAAUGUAGACGCUCCUUCAGCCCACGCAGUGCAAGACGACGACUACGACGAGGGAGAGGCAAAUGAUGGAGAAGAUGGCGAUUCUCAACCAGCCCCGCGUCCUAAACUUCCAUCGUUCAAAAAGCGACAGAGAGACGACAAUGAAGAGUCAGGCGAAAAAAUUGAUCUUUCUGAAGAAAUUAGAAUGCAAAAGCAAAAGAGAGCACGAACAGAAGACGACGUUGAAUCAGAGGAGCAAGGUGAAGUCGACCCCCAACAAGCUAUGCGGGACGAAUUGGACAGGGAGUUUGCACUUGCAUUGUCAUCUGGAAAACGAAAGAAGAAGAAGGUCGACGAAUAUGAAUUGGAAAAAAAUACAGAUGAGAUGAUGGCCACUUUGAGGGAUAGAAUGAAGGAUGCGGCAUACAAUGAUAUUGCUGCCAAUGAAGAUAAGCGACCCGCUAUAUCGAAGCUCAAGAUGCUGAACACCGUGACUGCUGCUCUUACCAAGACAAACCUGCAUGAACAAUUUUUAGAAAAUCAGAUCCUUGAAGCUAUCAAACUUUGGCUUGAGCCUCUGCCCGAUGGUUCUCUUCCAAGUUUAGAUAUUCAAAAUGACAUGCUGGACAUAUUGGCCAAGUUACCCAUACGCACGGAUAACUUGAGAGAGAGCGGUGUUGGCCGUGUCAUGUUCUUUUAUACCAAAUGCCCACGUAUUGAACCAAAGGUGAAAAGGGUGGCAGAUCAACUGGUUGCAAAAUGGAGUCGUCCCAUCUUACGCCGUAGCGCUGAUUAUCGCGAAAAAAGACUACAAACCAAAGAAUAUCACGAAGACGAUCGCAACUUUUAUCGACGACCUAGGUACACUGCACCAACAGAAGAAGAUGAAUCAGAAUCUAGCAACACUGUGCAUGCUAGAAUACCGCAAGCACUUGCCUCAGACUUUGAGAUUGUUCCACAAAGCACCGUGCGUGCCGACCGAAUGAAAGGAAAGAACGAAGGCAAAUUCAAGAGAUUGAAGGACACAAUGAGGGCCAUUAAAACAGGGCCCAAGAGGAUGACACCUAAAGUAUCCAUUGAAGGAAAAGGUGUGACUUGGUAAAUUCCACGUAUAUAGCCGGCAAUAACAAUUGGAUGUUCCACUGCUAUUUCUAACUCUAUCAAUAAAGCACUGUGUAAAAUAAUGAAAUAUUUGC
This is a messenger RNA of Umbelopsis ramanniana AG, 1362 nucleotides long. RefSeq lists its product as uncharacterized. Gene Ontology annotation, cellular component: nucleus. Gene Ontology annotation, biological process: poly(A)+ mRNA export from nucleus. Lineage: Eukaryota; Fungi; Mucoromycota; Umbelopsidomycetes; Umbelopsidales; Umbelopsidaceae. The record is from RefSeq and is a predicted model, not a curated record. Bases 33 to 1268 code for a protein of 411 amino acids. The transcript is spliced from 10 exons.